Phycomyces blakesleeanus NRRL 1555(-) is the source of this 1398-nucleotide messenger RNA. RefSeq lists its product as hypothetical. Gene Ontology annotation, molecular function: protein-arginine omega-N symmetric methyltransferase activity. Gene Ontology annotation, cellular component: mitochondrion. Bases 1 to 1398 code for a protein of 465 amino acids. Lineage: Eukaryota; Fungi; Mucoromycota; Mucoromycetes; Mucorales; Phycomycetaceae. The transcript has 3 exons. The record is from RefSeq and is a predicted model, not a curated record.
AUGUCACCUACUGUGGGCCGUCGCCAACUUGAUACAACCACCGAGAGCAAAGUUCAAGGAGUCUUGACGCCUUUCUUCUCUCAGACUGCAGAGGAAGAGAAGGAAGAACAAGCCCGGAAAAGUUAUCCUCGCAAGACAGCCAAGGAUGUUUCUAGCGCCACUUCACCACCCACCAAAACAAAGAUGCUUGUCAGAGACUUUAUUGACGAUUCACUCUACAAUCCCAACUAUGGAUACUUUUCGAAACAAGCUGUCAUUUUCUCGCCAGAGACAGACUUUGACUUUAAUGGAAUGCAGGAUCAUUUGGAGUUCAUGAACGAGUUAGCCAAACUUUACAAAGAGAUUGAAGGAGAUGUAGACGAAGUGGAUGAAGUAGCUCGUCAAGUGUGGCAUACGCCUACCGAGCUUUUUAAACCUUGGUAUGGCUUUGCUAUUGCAAAGUAUCUGGUAUCAGAAUACAAGCUCAACCAUUUCCCCCACAAGGAUCUUAUUAUCUAUGAAAUGGGUGCAGGUAACGGCACACUCAUGCUGAACAUCUUGGACUAUAUUCAGCAGAAUGAACCAAUGGUGUACAAACGCACCAAAUACAACAUCAUCGAAAUCUCUGGAAAACUGGCCGAACGUCAAUCAGAACGGCAGGACGUUCGUGAUGCUAAGGAUCAUCAUCGAUGUGUAACUGUGAUCAAUAAGAGUAUUUUUGACUGGGAUGUCCAUGUUCCUGAACACUGUUUCUUCCUUGGGAUGGAGGUCAUCGACAACUUUGCUCAUGAUCUUAUCCGGUACGAUAUCAACACACUUGAGCCUCGUCAAGCCUUGGUGAGCACAGAUGCCAAUGGAGAGUACACAGAGAUCUAUGAACCUGUGGGUCAAGAUAGUUUAAUAUCCCGAUAUCUGGCCACUCGUAAGGAGGUUGGAUACCGUAGCCCAGUGCUUUCUCGAAAACUGUGGAAUGCCCUCUUAAAGAAUAUGCCUUUGGCACCUAAUCUUACCGCACCUGAAUUCAUUCCCACAAAGCUAUUUAUGCUGCUCGAAACCCUCAAAACUCAUUUCCCUCAGCACCAGCUUGUAUUGUCCGAUUUCUCUAGCUUGCCAGAUUCUGUAGAUGGUGUUGAUGCCCCAGUAGUUCAGACACGCUACAAAGGGACUAUGGUGCCAUGCUCAACUUACAUGGUUCAGCCCGGGUGGUUUGAUAUCUUCUUUCCCACAAACUUUGAGCUUCUUCGGGACAUGUAUCUCCGCGUCUGUCGUGGUACUGGCGCAGGAAACGAUAAGGGUGUUAGAGUACUAACUCAUCGUGAGUUUUGUGAGCGCUAUGGUGAUAUUGAGCGUACCACGACUCGCAGUGGAGAAAAUCCGAUGCUUAUGUACUAUGAAAACAUGAAGAUGAUCCUUACUUAA